Messenger RNA from Punica granatum (pomegranate), 1820 nucleotides. Lineage: Eukaryota; Viridiplantae; Streptophyta; Magnoliopsida; Myrtales; Lythraceae. The record is from RefSeq and is a predicted model, not a curated record.
AAGAAUCUAUCCAUAUAUAUAUACCCACGCACCGCGCAAACUUCGUCAUCAUCUUCUUCAUUUUCUUCACAAUUUCAGUUAAAAUUCUUGAUACAUAUCAGUAACUAUGGCCAAUGAAGGUGAGACUAAUGAUACAAAAAGCACCACUUCAAAGCUCCACAUCUUCUUCUUCCCUUUCCCGUCCAAGGGCCAUACGAUCCCGAUGAUUGACAUGGCGAAGCUCUUCUCCUCGAGAGGAGUUAAAUCGACCCUGAUCUCGACCCCUCACAAUGAGCCGUCGUUUCUGAGGUCCAUUGAAAGGACUCAGAAGCUUGGGUUCGACAUCGGCGUUGUCACUGUGAAAUUGCCCCUAGAGAAGGUGGGCUUGCCCGAGCACUGCCAGAUUUUGGAUUCAACCAAUUCACCAGAUAUGAUCAAUAAGUACUGGAUGGCCAUAAGAAUGCUCGACAAGCAGCUCGAGAAGUUGAUAAAAGAGCACUGUCCUGCCUGCGUGAUCACUGACACCUUCCUCCCUUGGACAGUCGAUGUUGCUGCAAAGUUUGGGAUUCCGAGGCUUGCUUUCCAUGGGACGAGCCACUUUGCCAUGUGUGCUUUGGAGUGUACGAGGCUCUAUAAGCCGCAUCUGAACAUCUCCUCCGACUCCGAGCCUUUCGUGAUCCCAAACUUCCCAGGGGAGAUCACGAUGACAAGAGCUCAACUGCCAGAUUUUAUCAAGGAAGAUACAGAGUUUUCGAAACUCUACAUUGAGAUGAUGGAGUCGGAGCUCAGGAGCUAUGGAGUCAUCAUGAAUAGUUUCAAGGAGCUCGAACCCGUCUACACAGAUCACUACAGGGAUGUCUUGGGAAGACGUUCGUGGCGGGUCGGUCCAGUUUUAUUGUGCAAUCAGGAUACCGAGGACAAGUUGCAGAGAGGGACCAGGGCAACCAUUGGCGAGGACAGCUGCUUGAAGUGGCUGGACUCGAGGGAGGCCGGCUCGGUGGUCUAUAUUUGCUUUGGGAGUAGGACUGAUUUCAGUGCUUCUCAGCUCCAUGAGAUAGCCGAGGGGCUUGAGGCUUCAAGGCAGCCGUUUGUUUGGGUGGUGAAGAAGGAUGAGAGUGUUGAGGAAGGGAAAGAGGAGUGGCUUCCCCAAGGUUAUGAAGAAAGGAUGCAAGGGAAGGGCCUCAUCAUAAGGGGGUGGGCACCCCAAGUGCUGAUUCUACACCACAAGGCAGUCAGUGGAUUCGUGACACACUGCGGAUGGAACUCAACCCUCGAAGGUAUCACUGCAGGGGUGCGCAUGGUGACAUGGCCGGUGGCGGCGGAGCAGUUCUGCAAUGAAAAGCUCAUAACCGAGGUGCUGAGAAUCGGGGUCCCCGUGGGAGCGAAGCAGUGGAUGGUUAAGGUUGGGGACAGUGUCGAGAGUGAGAAGGUGGAGAAGGCAGUGAAGAGAAUCAUGAUCGGUGACGAAGCAGAGGAAAUGAGGGUUAGGGCAAUAGAACUUUCGAAGAUAGCUAAGAAAGCUGUGGAGGAAGGAGGAUCUUCUCAUUCGGAUCUCACGGCUUUGCUCGAAGAGCUGAAGUCCCCUAAGAAAGUUGGUUGCUCAUAAUUAAUUAGUCGAGAGCAUUAGCCCAAAGAUCGUAUUUAGAUCUAGUAAAUGGAAAUGAAAAGGUAAAUAAAGGGCUAUAAGAAGUUCCAUUGAAAAUCCAACUCGAGACCUCUUGGUUCGAGACGAGGGUACUCUUCUCGAAAUCUCAAAGGUAUGCUGAAUUGGAAUCUCAUUGAAAAGUUCGCCUGUAAGAGACCAGUUAAUCAAUCAUAUUAAUCCUUUUUUUUUCUUUUCU